Messenger RNA from Nymphaea colorata (pocket water lily), 673 nucleotides. RefSeq names its product ferredoxin-A-like. Gene Ontology annotation, molecular function: electron transfer activity; 2 iron, 2 sulfur cluster binding. Bases 76 to 516 code for a protein of 146 amino acids. Gene Ontology annotation, biological process: electron transport chain. Lineage: Eukaryota; Viridiplantae; Streptophyta; Magnoliopsida; Nymphaeales; Nymphaeaceae. The record is from RefSeq and is a predicted model, not a curated record. The transcript has a single exon. Gene Ontology annotation, cellular component: chloroplast.
GGGCAGCGCAAUUGUGGUAGUGCUAGAACUUGGCUAACAUCUCCUUCCUUGCUCCUUCCACAGCACCAGGCAGCCAUGGCAUCGGCAACGCUGGCCAGCACCAUGUUGAGCAGCACGGCAUUGGCAAGCCGACAGCCUGCGGCAACCCUCCGGUCGUCUCUCCCCAACGUGGGCCAGAGCCUGUUCGGCCUGAAGGCCGGCCGCGGCCGGGUUGUGGCCAUGGCAAGCUACAAGGUCACAUUGAUCACACCAAGCGGUACCCAAGAGUUCGACUGCCCGGAUGAUGUUUACAUUCUUGACCAUGCUGAGGAGCAAGGCAUUGACCUGCCUUACUCGUGCCGGGCUGGUUCCUGCUCGUCCUGCGCUGGUAUAGUUAAGAACGGCAGCGUUGAUCAGUCGGAUGGCAGCUUCCUUGAUGAUGACCAGCUUGAAGCCGGCUUCGUGCUCACCUGCGUCGCCUACCCAACAGGGGAUGUGACCAUUGAGACCCACAAGGAGGAGGUCCUCACAGGCUAAGCCCAGUCAUUAGCAGAAGUGUUCAUUAUCAAAUUCCUGCUUUAACUUGUUUCCUAAAUUUUAGUCUAAGACUAUCCUUGUUUCUUGUGAGGGAAACUGGCAUGUAAUUUUGUUCAAGCACUUGGUUGUGGUAAUCAUCUUCCAUAUUUCCUCUUCA